This is a messenger RNA of Jatropha curcas, 1328 nucleotides long. RefSeq lists its product as uncharacterized. Gene Ontology annotation, biological process: regulation of transcription by RNA polymerase II. The record is from RefSeq and is a predicted model, not a curated record. NCBI's taxonomy places the organism in Eukaryota, Viridiplantae, Streptophyta, Magnoliopsida, Malpighiales, Euphorbiaceae.
CCCACCACAUGCUCCAAAUCAAUUUGCCUAAUUCAAACCUCCCGCUCUCGCUUAUACUCUUUGUUUCGCUAAAAUAACAAAUUCCUAAACCUCUCUUUCUGCGUUUAUGCAACAAAUCUAAUAAUGGACCCUAAAUUUCAAUCCUUGCCCCCACUCAAAAGAUUCAGGCUCCUGCAACAGCAACAUCAGCUUGAAGAAAACAAAGAAAAUCAACCCAUCUCACUGCAACUUCCGGCAAAGAAGCGAAAGGAGUCCCGUCAUCCACUUCUCCCUGAGCCCACCACUACUAGUUAUUGCUUGCCGGCAAAAAAACGGGUUUGGGCACUUCAACCUGCAGAUCUCAUAUCAGGCAACCCCUUUGAGUAUAAAGCCUCUCCCUCUUCUGAUGACAUUAGUGCUAACAUUCAGUCCAGAGAAGCUCAACGACCAGUAGAACCAGAGGAAGAUGACGUUUGUCCUAACAUCCAGUCCACAGAAGCUCAGCAAAAAGUAGAAGAAGAGGAAGAUGAUGGGAUUUUAUGUGCUAUUUGUGGAAGCACAGAUGGAGAUCCAACGGAUCCCAUAGUUUUCUGUGAUGGGUGUGAUUUAAUGGUACACACUGUAUGCUAUGGCAAUCCUUUGAUAAAGUGUGUUCCUGAAGGCGAUUGGUUUUGUAGCCAAUGUUUGGAUUCUAAAGCUUACAAAAAAAAUAAGGCAUCGCCCUCUUGUUGCCUAUGCCCAACAAAAGGUGGAGCUAUGAAACCCACCACAGAUGGUUUGUGGUCUCAUAUUGUGUGUGCAGUUUUUGUUCCUGAAGCGUUCUUUGAGGAUCCAGAUGGCCGUGACGGAAUUAAUUGCUCUAACGUUCCUAAGAAGCGGUGGGAAGAUAAAUGUUAUUUGUGUAAAAGCCGAAAGGGGUGUGUUAUAGAAUGCUCUGAGCCAAAGUGUCCUUUGGCAUUUCAUAUUACUUGUGGGUUGAAUGAGGAUCUUUGCAUUGAGUAUAAACAAGGGAAAAAGGAGGCAAUUGUUGCUGGAUUCUGCAAAACCCACACUGAAUUGUGGAAGAAGCAACAGCAGACAGGAAAAUUCAAGAUUGUGGCCAGAGAAGAGCACAAGUAGGCUGAUAGUUCUUGAAUGAAAUGUUGAUUGAGGAAUGGGUUAAUUAGAUUUUCUUGAAUGCUAGAGUUGUUACUUUGUUUAGAUUUUCUUAAAUGAUAGGAUAAAGAAGUUGAAUAUAUGUUGUAGGCUUGUAUGGAUGCAUCUAAUGUUCAAGUUAAUCUCAUUUCUGAAUUUUGCUUUUCCAAAUUAAGCGCUUAAAGAAUGGAAUAAAACUUUGCUGAUUAUGUUAA